Lachnellula hyalina is the source of this 1647-nucleotide messenger RNA. RefSeq names its product Cytochrome P450 monooxygenase. Lineage: Eukaryota; Fungi; Ascomycota; Leotiomycetes; Helotiales; Lachnaceae. Bases 1 to 1647 code for a protein of 548 amino acids. The record is from RefSeq and is a predicted model, not a curated record. The transcript is spliced from 6 exons. Gene Ontology annotation, molecular function: heme binding; iron ion binding; oxidoreductase activity, acting on paired donors, with incorporation or reduction of molecular oxygen.
AUGGCUCAAAAUCAAUGGUCACGGCUGUUUCAAAACCAGUCAGUUGCUUCUACCGUUGGAGUUACUAUAGCUACCACCGGGCUUUUAGGAGUAGCCUUGUUGGCAGUAUCGAUAGUUUUCUAUCGCUUAUUACUGCAUCCCUAUAGCAAAUACCCAGGUCCCAUCAUCUCCAGGGUGUCUGGACUCCCGGUUCUUUACCACGCGUGGAAAGGCGACUUUCAUCAUUAUCUCUACUGCCUUCAUUAUAAAUACGGAGAGAAGGUUCGCUAUUCACCAAACAAGUUGUCAAUCAAUAAUGUCCAGGCUCUCAACGAGAUAUAUGGUUUCAACAAGAAUGUCUCAAAGCCGGAAGAGUUCUACUCGGCCUUCAGGGUCAACCCGCACGCAAGAAAUGUUUUCAAUACCCCUCACAAGGAGGAGCACCGUAGAAAGCGCCGUAUCAUGAGCAAGGCCUUCUCCGCCAAAGCUCUUCCCAAUUAUGCAUAUUUCAUAUCUUCCAAAGUGGAAGAAUUAUCUACCAAACUCAAUGGCGGACACGCUUUCGGUGCGGAGAAUUCCUGGAGAACCUUCAAUAUGGCUGACGAGUUCAACUACCUCAUGCUUGAUAUUAUGGGCGGUCUUUGCUUUGGCGAGGCCUUUGGAUUCAUUGCGGGUAAGGGGAUCGAGACCAUGGCUAAUGUUCACAAUCGUGCCGUUCGCAUCUACAUGACAGGCCAAGAGCCUCUCCUGAAACGGCUAUCGCUUGAUCGGAUCUUUUUCCCGCACCUUUUCAAGGCGACAAACGCGUUGGGUCAAUACACGCGGUUUUAUACCCAGAAACGGAUCCAGAGCAACGCUGUUGCUUUGAAAAACGAUCAACCGGUAGAUGAGGAACAAUUUGACGAUAUCCUGGGCCAUCUUAUCAAUGCCAAGGAUGAUGAGAGCGGGAGUGUUUACAGCGAGAACGAGCUGCUCGGCGAAGCAACCUUACUCAUGAUGGCCGGAUCCGAUACGUCAACGACGGCAAUCAAUAGCACCCUGUUCUAUCUUGCGAACCAUCCUCGCAUUGUCGAGAAGCUGGAAGGAGAGUUGAAAAGGUGUUUUCCACGCCUCGGGGAUAUCCACCCCAACACAGCCGAAAAUUGCAAAUACUUGCGCGCCUGUCUUGACGAAGCAAUGCGGCUCUGCCCGUCCGUCCCUUCCAGUAUUCCCCGGGUCGUUGGCGAGGGUGGAAUCCGCGUGAUGGACGAAGACCUCCCGAGUGGGAUGUGGGUUUCGGUUCCGCACUUCACCAUCUUCCGCAACCCAAAGUACUUCCGCCAGCCGCAUGAAUACAUCCCGGAGCGCUGGAUUGCCGACGAGGACACAGGGUAUAGUGCCGAGGAUGUGAAGGUUGCACAGGCUGCCUUCCAGCCCUUCUCGUUAGGGCCGCGACAUUGUAUCGCGCGCAAUCUGGCCCUUCGUGAGAUUACAUUUACCCUAGCGCGCAUUUUCUACUUGUAUGAAGUGCAGCCGGUGAAGAACAGUGGGAGGUGGAUGGGAUCUCUUCCUGGCAUUGAUGGGCAGAAUAGCCAUCUCAUUCAGGAACAGUGGGAUGUUUUCACUUCGCUCGAGAAGGGACCGAUCGUGAAGAUCAAAAUGAAGGAGGGUGUUGAGUUGCUUCUUUAG